AUGAUGCGAGGACUGCUGGUGGUCCUGCUGGUGGCCUGUAGUCAGGCUAAUGGCGCCACCCAUGUGAACAUCUCGAUUGCCCAGCAGCCGGCCACUAAUCCGGCGGAUGUUAACUACGUGGAAGGUGGCCGUGCUCCGGCGGAACUGAGAGCGGGUCCGCAGCGGGAUGAGGAUCAGCAGUUUCAGCGCAUCAAGGAGCGACAGCAGCAGCAGCUCCAGUCCCAACAGCAACAGCAAAUGACUCUAAAUCAGCAACAGCAACAGCAGCAGCAGCAACCGCAACAACCUCAGCAGCUCUCGCCACGCCAAGGAUUGGGUCUGCAGCCCCCGGUUCAGGGUCAGCCGCCGAUGUCCAAGAACGGACGACUGCCUCGUCGCCGGAACCACAACCGCCGUCCCUCGCUCCACCAGCAGCCGCCGCAAGCAAGUCCUCACAGCGGUCAGUUCCGACAGCGCAACCAACAGCUGCGCCAGAAUCAGGAGUUCGAGCGCUACAUCCAGUCCUACCAUAGCCAUGGACCCACUGUGGAGACGGUCUACGAAUCCUCGAAUCCCGCACCGCAACGCUACACACAGUCCAGCUCGGGCGUGACUUCCACUGUGGAUGUGGAAGCUGCUCCACAGAAGUUAGUCUCCAUUGGAGGCGGUCACCGAUCCCAGCAGCUGCGCAUGUUUGAACGCCAGGUCGCUGCUCCCGUUUCCACUCAGGGUCAGAGUGCCAACGUGGAGGUGGCUCCCGAUAGCAAACCCAUCUAUGAGCCAGCCCAGGCUCCCGUGCAAGCGCCAGCUGUGAGCGUCAGUUCAUCUUCUUCGGGCGGUAGCAGCUCCUCCUCUGCCUCCUCUUCCUCCUCAUCGUCUUCAUCGAGUUCUGUUCCUGCUGCCGCGGCGCCUUCUCUUCCUGCUGAACCGGCUUCAGGAUACGAUUCCUCGGUGGGUUUCAAUCCUGCCACCAGCUACAAUCGUCCCAGCUACGAUCAGAGUGGUUAUGGAUACGAGGAUGCCCCAGAGGUGGACUACCAGGAGUCGUAUCCACCAGAGGUGGACGAUGGCCAGGGCUACGAAGACUACGGCGAGCAGUCGGGCUACCAAGGAGGCUCGGGCUACCUGCCACCGGCUCCUCCAAGGAGCUACACGCCGCCGCAACGUCCACUGGUGACGAAAACCAUCCAGAUUGUGCAGCCCGCUCUGAAGGCCAAAAAGUACGAGGUUCGUCAUCCGGCCAUCCAGAAGGAGUUCUAUGACAUCGAAGAGCGGGUGGUGAUUAAGCCGGCGGGCACUCUGGUGGUGGAGCUGGAGCACCCUGUGGCCAAAAUUCCCAAGGGAGAGACCCUGCUUCCCCUAGGACAUCCCCAUCCCGCGGUGGCUGCCGCCUACAACACUGGCCAGGUUCAGACUCAGAGCUACAACAACAACGGUGGUCAGGAGUACAGGCCCUCUUACGAUGCAGCCCCAGCUGGCAAGGAACAGCAGGCCACCACAGUGGGUUCCAGUGUGACCACCAUGCCGUCCUACGAUCAAGCGCCCAAGGACGAGUAUGUGGAGUCGCGUUUGCUGCAACCGCAGCCCCUGGGAGAUGUUACCGAUGGCCGCGGUUCCUCCGGCUCCUCCUCCGUCUCUGUCUCCGCCGUGGAUGCCAGCGGAAAUCCAUUGAAGAUCAACGCCAAGCACCUCACACCCAACAUGAUCCAGCGGCCGGAACAGGAGCAGGAGCAGUAUCCUCGUGGGCAAAGGGUCUAUCAGCCGAGAAACAAAAACUUCAAUCGUCAGCAGUAUGCCGAGGACGAUGACUACUUCUCCGGCGAGUACCUGCCCAAUGUGAAUGCCGGCAGUGUGGACGCCAAGCCCGCGAGGUUGGAGCUGGCCGAGGCUGAGGAGGAGGAGCGACCCACGCAGAUCAUUAAGCAUGAGCACAAGAUCCAUCUGCCGCCGUCCCAGCACAACAUCUACCUAGGACGCAGUCGCCAGACUCCGCUCAAGGAGAGACGCAUUCAGGAGGUGCCUGCCCAGGUGACCGAGAUCAAGCCUUAUCUGCGCAAUCAUGUGGGACCUACGGUGGUCUAUGCCAAGACCCCAGCACCCAGGACCUAUUACAGUCAGCCCUCGAGACAGAGAGUUGCCGAAGAGCUGGACUACAGUGCUCCAUACUCCCAGAUGAGAUUCAGUCCUGACAGCAAGUCCUCCAGGUUGGUCGAGGCACCCAAAGAGGCGCCCAGGGAGGAGCUUAAAAAGGAGGAGUCGCCGGCGAACACUCACAUCCAAAUCCAAAUAGCCAACGAAGCACAGAAGCCCCUAGUUGUUUCCUCCACCAUUGCCCCGGACUGCGACAGGGGACAGCAGCAGCAGCAGAGAUCAGGAGAGUUGCGAGAACAGAAAUCCCAACGCUUGGUUGAAGCACCCAACUCCGAGGUUUCUGCCACUCAGGCCACGCCCUCGCAGUCGAAGGCCCAACCGGUGGACGUGGAUGUGACCGUGAACGGCGGAGCUGGACAUCUGAAGCCCAAUGAGCGGGUGAUAGCCGCCACGGCAGCGCCUACCGAUGCGGCAGCCACCAGCGAGACCUUCCACAAACGACGAAUUGUGGUGAAUCAUCCGUUCCAGACGGUGCGCGAGGUGGUGGAACAUGAACCGAUCACCAAUUACCACCAAAUCCAAGUGAACGAGCCGGCGCCACCUUCGUUGUAUCAUCAGGCCUACUACCAGCCGGCCCAGCAGACCCACGGGAGUUUGGUCCACUACCAGACCAGCUCCACCCAUGGCAACCUCUAUGCUCCCUAUGGAUAA
This is a messenger RNA of Drosophila kikkawai, 2781 nucleotides long. RefSeq names its product ataxin-2 homolog. NCBI's taxonomy places the organism in Eukaryota, Metazoa, Arthropoda, Insecta, Diptera, Drosophilidae. The record is from RefSeq and is a predicted model, not a curated record.